Messenger RNA from Liolophura sinensis, 1638 nucleotides. RefSeq lists its product as uncharacterized. NCBI's taxonomy places the organism in Eukaryota, Metazoa, Mollusca, Polyplacophora, Chitonida, Chitonidae. The transcript is spliced from 3 exons. Bases 54 to 899 code for a protein of 281 amino acids. The record is from RefSeq and is a predicted model, not a curated record.
GACCAGGUUUUAAAUCUUACUCCAUCUCCUCGCAAAAGGCUGAACAUUUCGUCAUGUCUCCGGUAACGUUCCUCGUCUUCACAAUUUGGUCUGGAGCCACACUAGUAUAUUCCCAAUCUCCGGUUCGUUGUUUCGACUGUAACAGUGGCGGAACUGGUUUUGGCGGCGUCAUUUGCCCACCUAACGGUAACCUGAAAAGAGAGUUGCUGACGACGGUCCGAUGUUCAGAGAGAUGCUUCAGUCGUACCAUUCCUGAGAAACCUGGCAUUGUCCAACGAGGAUGCAGUGCUGGCAUUGGAUUCUUCCUCAGUCGACCUUUACCUAAAGACGGCUGUGUUAAAGUAUCCAAUAAGAACUGGUGGUGCUUCUGCUCUGAAAGUUUCUGUAACGUUGACGAUAUGACUCAGUACGGAGACGGUACCACCGGCUUGAUACCGAUGGAUAAAGAAGAAGCCAUCUUAUCCCCAGAGAAGCCUUUAGAACCUUGGUCUGAGGAAGAGACCGAACCAGUCAGGGAGAAUACGGCCAGACCGGAAGUGGAAAUAGCGCCUCCUGUCAGGAAACAACCAGGCGAGCAGGGCGACAACCUUCCGCACGGCAGCCAGUCCGAAUCGCUAGAAGAACCACACGUGGAAUCAUCAAUGGAAAGAUCUCCCGAAUCGCUCGAGAACCAGGAGAAAGCUUCUUAUGAAGAACCUCUUCAAACCUGGGAAGAACGACCGUAUAUUGAACCCGAGGCAAAGGAGAACCCUGGGCAGGGGGAGGAGAAGAGUCAGAUGGAAGUUCCAGAGGACAACCAUUACACUCGCCACGCCCACCACGGCCAUGACCGACAGCCAGAACAACAACAACAAGAGACUGAGGAACCCUCCUACCAAGAACCUUUGGCUUUGCCGUGAAAAAAAAAUGAGAAAAGAUCGUGAUAAUUUUUCAUUGACAUUUUCGUUUUCACGGAUUCAUAGAGUCAUGUAAAUGCUUGUUUUGUUUUUCAUCACUGUUUUUCUUGGAUUUAUAAUCGCACUAGAUUUGUUGUCAUCCUGCCUUAAUGUUUUUCGCUUUCCUACAGAUUUAGUAACAGCUUAACUUAGCACUUAAAUCUUUUCAUAUUUAUAAAGUCAGAAAACAUGUAAAUAAUUAAACAUUUAUGGCCAGUACACUAUGCAGAGAAUCCGGCAUGGGUGAUAGAAGUGGGGCCUGAAGUGGGGCUUGGAAUAAGAUAAAAGUGAUAUAAAAUAAAUCAAAGAAGGGCAGAGAGGUGGGGAAAAUAGCCACAUUUAGUGAUGCUAUAUUGAUUAACGAUUCAAGUGUUCUCUUUUAAGGACCGGAACGUGUAAUUAAUUAGCUGUCAGAAUGUUGAUUUAAAAUAAACGGACAAUGACCUCCGCUGGACUACAGAAAUUAUUUUAUAUGCCCAAAUGUGCUAGAUAAAACAGGCUAAUUUUGCAUGACGCAUUACUGCCAUCGCUGGACUUUUAGUAUUACGUAACAGACUGGAUGUCUGACGUAAUUCUUCCCAGAUUACUACGUUAAAAUGCUCAUCUGACGUGACAGAAUGACGCGACAACCGCUUCUAAUAGCAGGUGAUGGCCUUGAGUUUGUAUUUAGCAAUACUCAGUCUUGUGGUUUGUAUUAUGUAAC